GGAAAAUUGCAUGUUUUGGCGCACAUAAACAACAGAACAUUUACAACGAUUGUAAAAUUUGUUAAUUUAAUAAAUAAAAUAUGCCAGAGGUAGAAUUAACUGCAGAUGAACUUAAGAGGCGUAAUUUGCCAUGGAUUGAAAAAUAUCGACCGGCAAAAUUUGAUGAAAUUGUGGGUAAUGAGGAUACCGUGGCCCGUUUAUCCGUCUUUGCUACCCAGGGUAAUGCUCCCAACAUAAUUAUAGCGGGUCCACCUGGUGUGGGCAAAACUACAACCAUUCAGUGUUUGGCCAGAAUAUUACUUGGUGACAGUUAUAAAGAAGCUGUUUUGGAAUUGAAUGCCUCAAACGAGCGUGGCAUUGAUGUAGUGCGUAAUAAAAUUAAAAUGUUUGCCCAACAAAAAGUCACACUACCCCGUGGUCGCCAUAAGAUUGUUAUAUUGGAUGAGGCGGACAGCAUGACCGAGGGUGCUCAGCAGGCUUUGAGGCGCACCAUGGAAAUUUACAGUAAUACCACACGUUUUGCCCUGGCCUGUAAUACGAGCGAAAAGAUAAUAGAACCCAUACAGUCUCGUUGUGCCAUGUUGCGUUUUACAAAACUAUCAGAUGCCCAGGUUUUGGCCAAACUUAUCGAAGUGUGCCAACGUGAAAAUCUCGAAUACGAUGAAGAAGGUCUGGAGGCCAUAGUUUUCACGGCACAGGGUGAUAUGAGACAAGGUUUGAAUAAUUUACAAUCCACAGCUCAAGGUUUUGGUAAAAUAACGGGAGCAAAUGUUUUCAAAGUGUGCGAUGAACCUCAUCCUAUGCUUAUACAGGAUAUGUUGCAACAUUGUGCUGAAAAUGAUAUACACAAAGCCUACAAAAUAUUGGCCAAGUUGUGGCGUUUUGGUUAUGCCGCAGAGGAUAUUAUUGGUAAUAUAUUUCGUGUCUGCAAGCGUUUGAAUGUGGAUGAACAUAUGAAGUUGAAUUUUAUACGUGAAAUUGGAGUGACACAUAUGAAAGUCGUUGAUGGCCUGAACUCCUUACUACAAUUAACUAGUUUGCUGGCUAGGUUAUGUGAAAUUGCAGAUGCCCAGUAAAUGAAUAUGUGUAUUUUUAGUGAUUUAGUUAUUUUUAUUGAAUAAAAAAUAUUAAAAAUAUAAAA
Molecule: messenger RNA, 1141 nt
Organism: Calliphora vicina (urban bluebottle blowfly)
Lineage: Eukaryota; Metazoa; Arthropoda; Insecta; Diptera; Calliphoridae
Gene: RfC4
Product: replication factor C subunit RfC4
Exons: 3
Coding region: 81-1076 (331 amino acids)
Biological process (GO): DNA repair; DNA-templated DNA replication
Cellular component (GO): DNA replication factor C complex; nucleus
Molecular function (GO): ATP hydrolysis activity; DNA clamp loader activity; DNA binding
Source: RefSeq, a predicted model, not a curated record